Doryrhamphus excisus (bluestripe pipefish) is the source of this 8760-nucleotide messenger RNA. The record is from RefSeq and is a predicted model, not a curated record. Lineage: Eukaryota; Metazoa; Chordata; Actinopteri; Syngnathiformes; Syngnathidae.
UUGUAUGAAUUUCUAUCGUUAACUUGUAACAUCGCUAAUAUUGUAUGUAAAUAUUCCUGCCCACAACAUCGUAUUUAAUUAACCAUGGCAUGACCAACUCUACAUUCACGGUGGAAUGCAAGAAUGACCAUUUUUGAUUGACAGAAAAAACAUAGUGUGAAGUAAUGCAAUGCAAGAAAUACAAACAAUACACACGCAUCCUGGCAUUUGACCGCAUUUGCUUAUGAAAUCCAAUCAAUAACUGGAAAGAUUAAUAUCAAGCAUCACCCAAUACGAAGCAAAAUGUGAACCGUGCAAAAGAAAGUGCUUAAGGCUGUUUGAUUUGUGGCAAGUCACAUGUGACAAGAAACAAUACUGUGCGGCUAAUGGAUGGACGCCCCUAAGAGCUUCCUGUUGUGAGUCAACAUUUCCAUCAUCCACUGUGCUUCCAUGCGAAAAUGGAUGUGACUCCACCGCCCUGCCUGGCUUGUUUACACAAUUUCUCCAAAAGGAGUAUGGAUGUGGGGGCUGCUUUUGUUUAUGAAUGGCCAGACUUUGGACACCCCGGCUCUAAAGAGGUUACACAGGUCUGCAAGCAAAAUGCUUCCGGAACAAAAGUAGUGACAUUUUUCUUGGUUUAGGUCACUAAUGAAGAAAAAGUUAAGACCAGUGAAUUUCUAACGCCGCCGCAACCUGCUUAUGGAUCCCAACCAUCCAACUGCUCGAGUGGCCUGAAGGGAGUGAUCAACAGGCACGCGAGUUGACCACUGAAGAUGCCAGUAUGCCUCACCGCCCUCCCUCCCCGCAACCUCCAGCUCCAGACCCCAGUCACCAACACCUUGCUGGCCGGACUCUCCUGAGACCAGGGAUCAAAAAGGUGGACAUGCUAAGAGGAGGGCAUGGAUGACAAGAUUGGGGAUAAUUGCGAUGAUGGGUUUCAACAACGAUGUUAACCAAAGCGAGAGCAGGGAUCCCCAGCUUGGAUGUGUCUAAGAGGCUUAGCAGAUAAAGCUGUACGUGAUUGGUCAGUGUGUGGUGCAGUGUGCGUCGACACCAAGCCGAUGGGAGAGGGAGGAGUUACAUGCAAAAGGAAGCUGGGAAGGACCGCAAUGGUGGCAGCACUCAUGCCGCCCCUGACCAUGAUGUGACCACCACCACGCUUGACUGUAGGACGAAUGUCAUAGGAUGAACACUGCUAGUGGGGUGCAUCUGUCUGUGCUGUCCUCUCUCUUGGCUGCGCUCGGGGCCCUGGCUGCUGUGUCCCUCGCUCUGGCUCCUCUCUCCGCCCUGGCCAAGGUUGCCUAUGGGGCUGCCGACAUCAUCCCCAGCGCCGGGGUAACGGGAGCCCCGUCACCUACACCGUGCUCCAGCCUGGUAGCUGGGGUGCUCUAUGGCUCUUUCUCUCUAAGGGAGCUUUUCCCCUCCAGGGCUCCAGGUUGUUCCUGGUCCCUGGAAAACCCGGAUCCCACCAAGUAUUCCCUCUACCUUCGGUUCAACCGCCACCCUUCCAUCUGCCGGACACACUCCCCCAUGCUGCUUUCCCUUGAUCACCACCUGGCUAAUCAAAGCUGUCCGCUACACUUGGAGGCGGCCUCGGCUCGGGAUCAGGAGGUCGUUGAUCUCUGCAGAAGCCAAUCCAACGCGGAUGCUCCUUACUCCUUCCUGCAGUUUGAUAAGAACUUUGUCCAGCUAUGUCUCACCAGACAUCCGCCCGCAGACAAGCCUCAGGUAUCCAAGGAUUUACUGGAGAUGAGACUAGUCGAGGUGUUGCUCAUCAACAAUGAGAACUCCAGUCAGUUCACCUGCGGCGUGCUCUGUCGAUGGUUUGAGGAGUGUUUUCGAACAGGAGACCUCAGAGACGGGGAUGUUUUGACCCGAGACGGUUGUGGGUUGACCCAAACAGGCUGCAUAUGUCCAAAUCAUAAUAUUAUGCCACCGUCCAUCCCACUGCUACCUGAGACACCUCACAGUUUCAGUAAUGGAUCAAUGGUUCCGGAUGAUUGCUGCGUCACCGAGCUGCAUUCCAACGAUGCGAUCGCCAUAGCACCCAGAGACGUCAGAGAAGAGCCAUAUGAUGAUGAUGACCUGAAGGUGAAGACGCAAAGACCAAGAUCAGCUGACCAGCCAGGUGUGUUUCAGGCACAAACAGGCGACCCUGCAGCAGAAGAGUGGUCCCAGUGGAGCGUGUGUUCUCUCACAUGUGGGCACGGCUGGCAAGUCAGGACGCGCUCGUGUGUUUCGUCUCCUUACGGGACACUGUGCAGCGGUGCCCUGCGAGAGACACGCAUGUGCAACAAUACAGCUUCCUGUCCGGGUGAACCGGGGAUCAUAAGCUCAGUGCAUGGGCUGUGGGACGAGUGGUCAUCAUGGAGUCUGUGCUCUGUGACCUGUGGGCGGGGCUCCAGGACUCGAACCAGGAAGUGUGUGAACGAAGGUGGGGCGGUGCCUUGCGGAUGGCCUGAGACACAGACCAAACUCUGCAACAUAGCAGUUUGUCCUGUGGAGGGCAAGUGGUUGGAGUGGGGUCCGUGGUCAAGAUGCAGCGUUUCCUGCAACACGGGGACCCAACAGCGGCAGAGACGCUGCAGCGCAUCCGUGCACGGCUGGGCUGAGUGUAAGGGCCCCCAUCAGGAGAGCAAAGAGUGCACAAACCCUUCAUGCACUGGAGGGGGUAACUGGGGCAGUUGGAACCCUUGGAGCAUCUGCAGCAAGACAUGUGACUCUGGAUGGCAGCGGCGCUCCAGGGUGUGCGAGGGCAACGGGGCACAGGGGUACCCCUGCGAGGGCUCGGCAGAAGAGGUUCGCUCCUGUAACGAGAAGAAAUGCCCUGCUCCUCAUGAGAUCUGUAAAGAAGAAAACCUCCUAACCAUGUCGUGGAAGAAAGCCUCUGCUGGAGAAACUGUUUACAACAAGUGUCCAACAAAUGCUACUGGAUCUGCUAGUCGUCGUUGCAUGCUGGAUAAUAAUGGAGUUGCUUUCUGGGGUCCUCCGAGCUUCGCCAGAUGCGUCUCACUUGAAUAUAGAUAUUUGCAUAUAUCUUUACGAGAGCAUCUCGCGAAGGGUCAGAGGACCCUGGCUGGGGAGGGCAUGUCUCAGAUCGUAAGAAGUCUCCUGGAGCUCUUGCAGAGGAGGAGCUACUACAGUGGCGACCUUCUCUUUUCCACGGAGAUCUUGCGAAAUGUGACGGACACCUUCAAAAGAGCAACCUACAUCCCAGCUCCUGACGACGUGCAGAAAUUCUUCCAGAUAAUCAGCCACAUGUUGGACAUGGAAAACCUCGAUAAGUGGGAGGAUGUGCAUCAGGUCACUCCCGGUGCUGCGUUGUUGAUGAGAAUUUUGGAAGAUUUUAUCCAUCUCAUUGGCGAGGCGCAAAAGCCUUUUCAGAGUUUUCUGGUGGUGACCAACAAUCUUAUGAUAACCAUCCAGCGAGAGCCUGUGUCAGCAGUUUCUAGUGAUAUAAACUUCCCCAUGAAAGGCCGGAGGGGGAUGAAGGACUGGGCCAGAACAGCAGAAGACAAGCUCUAUAUCCCUAAGGAAGUCUUCACCAUCCCAAAUGAAGAGUCUGAGACCGAUUCAGAGUCCACAAUGUACUAUGUCAUUGGAGCCAUCUUGUACAGGACGUUGGGGAUCAUUUUACCACCGCCAAACCAACCUGCAGUGAUCAACUCCAAGAUCCUGACUGUGACAGUACGACCAGAGCUGCAACCCAGUGAUCCAGUAGUGGUGGUGGAGCUUGCAACACUUUUUAAUGGUACAUCAGACCCUCAGUGCGUCGUGUGGGACUAUGGCAACCCGGAAGCUGGCGCUGAAAACUGGGGCACACAAGGCUGCCAAACGCUCGCAUCAACCACUGUCCAAACCAAAUGCAUGUGCAGCAGGAUAUCCACCUACGCUGUGCUAGCGCAGCAAGCUAAAGAGCCGGAAAUGGGUCCCACCAGCAUGCCCUCAGUGCCCCUCAUGGUGGGCUGUGGGGUCUCCUGUACCGCUCUGCUCAUCCUGCUUCUUAUCUAUGCUGCCUUCUGGAGGUAUAUCCGCUCGGAGAGGUCCAUCAUCUUGGUGAACUUCUGCCUCUCCAUCCUGGCCUCCAAUUUACUGAUUUUGGUGGGACAAUCACAAACACUCAGCAAGGGCCUCUGUACCGUGACCGCUGCCUUUCUCCAUUUCUUCUUCUUGGCCUCUUUCUGCUGGGUGCUGACGGAGGCUUGGCAGUCCUACCUGGCGGUCAUCGGGAAAGUGAGGUCACGACUCAUUCGCAAGCGCUUUCUGUGCCUCGGCUGGGGUCUUCCAGCCUUAGUUGUAGCAGUGUCAGUCGGGUUCACCAGAGCAAGAGGUUACGGCACAGCCAGCUACUGCUGGUUAUCCCUGGAGGGAGGUUUGCUUUAUGCCUUUGUUGGACCUGCUGCCGUCAUUGUAUUGGUGAAUAUGCUCAUUGGAAUCGUGGUCUUUAACAAGCUCAUGUCUCGAGACGGCAUCUCAGACAAGUCAAAGAAGCAGCGAGCAGGUGUCCCGGUGGAGGCGCGUAGCCGACUGCUCCUGAAAUGCUCCAAGUGCGGCGUGAUCUCGAGCACCGCUCUGUCCAGCUCUACUGCCAGCAGCGCCAUGGCGUCUCUAUGGAGCUCCUGUGUGGUUCUUCCUCUGCUGGCCCUCACCUGGAUGUCAGCAGUGUUGGCCAUAACUGACCGCCGCUCAACACUUUUCCAGGUCCUCUUUGCCGUUUUUGACUCUGUACAAGGUUUUGUCAUCAUCACCGUCCACUGUGCAAUGCGGCGAGAGGUGCAGGAUGCAAUGCGCUGUCGAAUGGGGGGGUGUAAAGAUGACAGCGAAAACUCCCCAGACUCCUGCAAGAACGGACAGGUGCAGAUCAUGACCGAUUUUGAGAAGGAUGUGGACUUGGCAUGCCAAACAGAGAGAGGACACCCAUUCAUUUUCAAGGAGGUGAACACGUGUAACCCAGCUACCAUCACCGGCACCUUGUCCCGGAUAUCCCUGGAUGACGACGAUGACCCUAAACUUACUGCCCAUCAGGACGGGGGAGUGAGCUUCAACUCCCUUCCUGGGAACAUCCCACCUCCCAAUCUUAUUGUGCAGGUUCCACCCCUCGGAGGUCUCAAUGAGCUGAGCGAGACGAAGAAGGAGGUGAACGUGGACCAGCAGAGACAGCAGCAACGUUGUGGUGCCCCAAUCUAUCUGUGCACCGAGAGUGGCCUCGGGUGGGCUCGGCCACCAGCAUCCUCCAACACUUCCCAGGAUGGAAGCGCCGGGAGUGGGGGCAGUGGUGGUGGAGGAGGCAGCGGAGGAGAGGGGGACUACAUGGUCUUACCUCGAAGGACAGUCAGCAUCAAGCCUCCAACGCCGUCCUCCCAAGGAGGCGGCCUGGGAAUGGGAGGUGAGGACAAGCCUCUCAACAUCACAGUGGAGGACCCCCCUUUCCCGCCUCCACCCUCUCCGUUGACCCUCCAUCCCGCCGAGAGCGAGGCCUACCCAGCGGAUUUUGUGCCGUCCAGCGUGGGUGACAUGAACAUCAGCAUGAACCUCAACCGCUCAUACGGGACAAUCAAAACGCUGCCCCACGGGCACAGCCACAGCCACAUGAUGGCUCCUGGUGGACUCGUGCGCUCCCACGGGGCUCACAUGCACCCUCACGGGCAUUCACUCCAGCUGAAGCCGGGACAGAGGCCGUCAGUGAGACAGAUUCUCACGGGGGGAAGCACAGUUGAGAGAACCAGAACCCUGCCGCGCAACCUGGGCAGCAACAAUGCCAACGCUAACCUUUCUGCAGGAUCCUUGGAGAGGAAAAGAGUACGGUACUCUGAGCUGGACUUUGAGAAAGUGAUGCACACUCGCAAAAGACACUCUGAGCUGUACCAUGAGCUCAACCACUCUUCCAAGUUCCACACCAUAGACAGGUAUAGCAGGGACCCAGCCAUGUCCACAGUCAAGAGGGAAAAGCGAUGGAGCAUUUCGUCUGCUGGAGGUGAAAAGAACUCAUCCAGUGAUAAGUCAACCCCGGACGACCAAACAUCGUGGGACAGCUUCAAGACCAUGACCCCUGAGCUGUCCAUCGUGCCGGGGGAGCAGAAAGACCGCAUGGAGCUGCACAAUAAGAACUGGGACUCAUCCUCUGCAAACACACCAGACUCAUCUGAGGGUGACUUCCAGACUGAAGUGUGAAAUGAAACACCCCCCAUGUACACACACAUAUACGUAUAAAGACACCGGACUUCUGCAGAGAUUUACUUUACUUCACACACUUGAAAAGAGCUUACACACAUGCACACAACAUGACCUGUCGGAAACCCCCCAGGCUCACUUUGUUUACUGCUGCUGUGGACAGACAUGAAGAGAACACUGUUCUAAACUAUAUUUUCACAGAGACUAUUCAAAAGAAAGAACAGAAACUUGACACGUCUGUGACUGAUGGAGACCAUUUUUAAGUCAAUGAAGAAACUUAUGUAUUUCCGAGAAAAUGUUUAUUGCGGACUACAAAAAAUUACAAAAAAAAAAAAGUUUGAUGAUUUGCAGAGGUGAGGGGGGAAAAAAACAAAAGAGACUUUCUGCACCAGUCUUUUUAUAGCAAGGGGAGGGGGGCGGAAAUGUCACACUGUUUGCCACCCCCUCUAAGCACUUUGCUUUCAUUUAUUCCCUCGACCCCUCUAAUGGAUGAUACAUUGAACUUCUCAGUGUUUUCUCUUUUUUUUCUUAUGUUUCUAUUACGUGUCGUCUUUCUUUUUUUUUUAAUCAUUUGGUUGGGUUGGAGGGGGGGGGGCGAUGGGGGCUGGGGAAUAAGCUGCUCACUAAUAUGUGCCAUCCUCUUAUUCAGGUUCCAGUUCAAAAAUUUCCCAUCUAGACACCCCCUCACACAUCCGCAGUGUUUAACAUUGUAUUCCACAUUUUGUGUAUUUUCUAUGGCUUAAUUAAAAAAAAAAAGUCCUCCCAUAUGGUUUGAAACUUUUAAUGAAAAAUGAUUGAAACAAACCACCAAGCGAGUUGUGUUCUGUGGUCGAACCGUUCGGGCGGAAUUAAGCUAUUUUUCACACGCAUUUGCUACUUUUCAUUAUUAUUUUUUGUAGUUUCAUUUCCUGUGAGAAUUAACCCAUGUGGAACUCCCUGAGAAAAAAAAAUGUAAUUUAGGACACAUACUGCAGAUUAAUACGAGCUUGCUGGCUCAGAUAAUACAUGUCUCACAUGCCAUCCAUCCAUUAGGAAAAAGCAAGGAUUAUAAUAGUUCCCACCCCCUUUUUUCUUGAACAUAAAAGCUUCUUCACAUCUGUAUCUGAAUGUGCAUCAGCCUAAUGGAGUAUGUAAAGGCAAACGUAUGAUCCCUUUAUUGUCUAUAGUACUUUUACCUCCACUAUGGAAGUUCUCAUUUGCAUUUUCUUAUUCAGUUUCUUAGAACUACCCAACAACUUCAUGGUUCAUGGCCAAAGGAACAAUACAACUUUUGUUACUUGGCAAGAUUUGACUUGACUGUUAGUGACAUUGUUAAUAUGAGGUACAGUUUGUUUCCAUGUAUGAACCAGUACAAAAAUCUCUGAUUCUUCACAUUUCCUGGUCAAACACAGGGCAGAAACCUACGAUGAGACUGCCGCAUGCAUCUCAUCUCAGUUUAGUGCAUAAGCCCAGCCCAUUAUCUGAGUGCCCUCAGGGAUUCCACUGAGAUGGAACUUGGUGCCUGCCAGUGUCUAUUUGUCAGUAUGUCGCCAAUGAAAUAACAUUGCAGAAACAUUUCUUAUACAUCAUGACUUUCUACAGCCCAUGUCAUAUCUUCAGUGUUGAAUGUAAGUGUGUGUGAGCGGAAUGGUGCUUGUCACUGCCGUUUUUCCAUAGAGAGGAAAUAGAAGCUAGCAUUUUUUUGUCAGCACCAGCUCCAGCUGGAGAGGAGAAAUGCAUUAAAGAUAUUUUUUAUGCUCUGCUGAAUGAAUGACUUUGACUACCAAGAUGGAGGAUUAUACGUAUAUCCAGGCUCAUUCGAAGGUGAUCGGACUUUUACAACAAAGGAUCAGAACCUUUCGUGGAGAAGGUCAGGGCGCAUGCACUUUAUAUACAGAUAAAAGGUAAGACCACAAAUGUUUUUUCAGUUAAUAAAAAUGAAUGAAUGUGACUAAGAAGUACUUGAAAACACUAUUUGAUAAAAGUCGAUGAACCGUUGAAGCCAUGUUUUGACCUUUUUUCCAGUUCACCAGUCUGUAUAAACUGUCACAGAACAGGGAUUUGGACACAUUUGGACCCAAUUCCACCUUCGGGGGAAGUAGCAGAGCCAAUAUAACUCCUGUGUGAAAGGGACUGCCGGGUCACUCACUUUUCCAGCCCUGUUGUGCUGAAAGUAAGUAGCAUCAAUGCCUGAACUGUACCGAUGUUCAGUCAUGGGCUUCUAGAAUUAUCAUCACUUUUAAGUGAUAAGUGUUAAGUGCUAUUCUAAUCUUCUUGUUCCUACAUUAGCAUGGACUCUAUCCUGAAACACCCUUUGUUGCAUAUUUUUAUUUUCCCUCAGCCCAGUGUCAAGCUAAUGCACAAUGCAUGAAAUCUUAAUGUGCACUCUCAGGCCAUGUAAUUUCUCCUUCCACGUGUAUCUACAGUAUAUGAUCCCAACUUCUAUAAUGGCCUCGCGAAGGAAGGGAGCAGCAUGGGUUUUCAGGCUGCAAGGUGAAGGUGAAGCAAAAGGUACACGUGAGACUCCCUGCUUGACAUUCAGCACUCAUACUUGGGUCGAUACAAGGGGGUGACUUGUUUCCUGCUGUUGCUACAUGAGCACGUUGGUCCUCCACACACGGACAGAGAGGA